Plenodomus lingam JN3 is the source of this 519-nucleotide messenger RNA. The record is from RefSeq and is a predicted model, not a curated record. NCBI's taxonomy places the organism in Eukaryota, Fungi, Ascomycota, Dothideomycetes, Pleosporales, Leptosphaeriaceae.
AUGGCCCAGGCAGACAAGUACCAUAGGGCCGUAAGCGGAAGGUCGCGGAUGCCACAAGAUGGCAGCAUUGCAGGGUCCAAGCUGCAAGAAAGUGUCGCGGCAUCUCCCUGUCCAGCUGUUUUCCCGCGGCGGGAUUGCGACGGCCCUAGAGGUAAUACCGUCAGCGUGGGUAGCUCGGAUCCUGGUGGGACAAUCGGACGCGAGAGCUUCCCACAUUGCAGGUUGCCAUGGGGCGCAGCAGCCAAGAGAGCCGUCUCUGCAAUGAGAGAUGGCAUGGGGCCGAUGCGCCGGCUGGGCCAGUCUUGGGUUCAGAUGAAGAAGGAAUCCAGCAGCGGCUGUUGGGUCAUAGGCAGUAUCGCGGCAGGCCUGCAAGCGGCCGCCCAAGCAAGUAUCACACGACCGACGGAUUUGACGGGCAAAAAAGAGACACACCGCGACGGCUUGGGAGGUAUCAGAACUGGGGUCGAGUGGGCCCGCACAUACGAUCGAAGGCUUGUCGAGAAUAAAGAUUGGGUUUAA